UGAAAGUGAACUGGCGAACAACCCAUCUUCGGUAACGCCAACAAAGUCAUCAAGAACAUCUGCGACGACUUCGAGUUGGAUUUUUUCUCCAUGUACUGCGCCGUUGGCCUGUGGAAUUCGUUCUUUAUCAUGCUGUACAGCGUGUUUGACGUCUCGCGGCUGAUGCGCUGGUCGACGCGAUCCACUGAGGAGAUUUUCGCCCUCUUCAUCUCCAUCGCCUUCUGCGUGGACGCGUCACGUGACACUUACCACAAUUUCAAUCGAAACUACCUGUCUGCGGCGUGCCAAGGAGUGGCCUCCAACGCCACCCAGUACCUGGCUGCUGCCAACGGCACCGACAGCCAGCAGGGCGAGUGUCUGCGCGAGAGCAGCGUGCUCUACCUGCUGCUGAUGCUGGGCACUCUCUGGGUGGGCGUCUCCCUCUACAACUUCAACAAAACGCCGUACCUGGAGGCCGGCAAACGAGAGCUACUGGCCGACUACGCGCUACCUGUGGCCGUCCUGGUUAUGACCUUUGUCGGGUCAUACCUGUUCCGAGACGUGAAACUGGCGCCGUUCGAGUACCGGGACGACAACACAGUGCAACUGGUGUCCCUGUCCGGACUGGGCGCCGCCGCCGUCUGCGGCAGCGCCGGACUCGGAUUCUGCCUCUCACUGCUCUUCUUCAUGGACCAGAACAUCUCUAGCGCCAUGGUCAACAACCCCAGCAACAAGCUGAAGAAGGGCCCUGCCUACCACCUGGAUCUGCUGGUGGUGGCGCUGCUGAACGGCCUGCUCUCGGUGCUCGGCCUGCCCUGGAUGCACGCAGCGAUCCCGCACUCUCCGCUGCACGUGCGCUGCCUGGCCGACGUCGAGGAGCGCGUCGAGCAGGGACAUGUCUACGAAAUAAUCGUCAGAGUGCGGGAGACGCGGCUGACGGGUAUCCUGUCUCACCUUCUGAUCGGGCUGUCGCUGCUGCUGCUGCCCUACCCGCUGUCGUACAUCCCGCCGCCGGUGCUCAGCGGUCUCUUCCUCUACAUGGCCAUCACGGCGCUCAACGGCAACCAGAUGUUCGAGCGCAUCACACUGCUCUUCACCGAACAGGUGGCCUACCCUCCGAACCACUACAUCCGCCGUGUGCCGCAGCGCAAGAUCCACACCUUCACCGGCUGCCAGCUGGCGCAGCUCAUUGUGCUGUGCGCCUUCGGCUUUGCGCCGUGGCCCUACAUGAAGACGUUGUUCCCGGUACUGCUGCUGCUGCUCCUCCCCAUCAGGCACUGUCUGCUGCCGCAGCUGGUGGAGGAAAAGUACCUUGCCGCCAUCGACUCGCAGCACUGAGGACGCGCUGAGCCGCCGCCGCCGAUCAGCCCUCCGUCGGCUGGUCGAGCUGUCGGCGCCGACAGAUCCAUCCACGGCAGUACCGGCGGCCCACCGCCCACCGCAGUCAGCGCCGUGCAGCUGUAGACUGAAAUAGCGAUGCAUGUUUGCGAAUGAUUUUAGACGUUUUAGGAUAUCACUUGUAACCGAUCAAUAACAGAUGUAAAAUGACAAUAAUAAGCAUUAGGCAACUCAAGUUUAUUGCAGAAGACAAAGUUUUCCGUACAAACAGCAACUGAUCACUGUGAAUGAGAUGCAGAAUAUGAGGUCAUAUUCUGCAUUCAGCUUCAGCUGCAAUGACCUAAGGGCCCCCUCCUGGGCGAAAUCCUGGGUACGUGCCUGCCGCUGAUUAAGUUCGAUUCGCCACAAAUUUUGUGAGAAGACUAAGAUAUGUACAGGCAAUGUUAUGGUCGAAUAUUUUCGAACAUCGACCAGUAAACAUUUGAAUUAUGAGCGUGUAAACACAAAAUUGUGAUUACCGCGUUUCCCGCGCCGGCCGAUAACGCCUCAAGCGGCAAUAUCUUACUCUUAGCAGGUUCCUAACUACCAUAUUUAUUGUUGGAUUACCUAGAAAUUCAGCAUACAUACUCAACGAUGUAUGUUCUUUCAUAUAGUGGAAAAAUGAAAAUCGGCCGGUAACUUUUUGAAGUUAUCGGCUUGUAACGCAAAAAAGUCGCUCAUAUGGCAGAUUUGACCACAUUUGACCUCAUUUCACCUUAAGAUACUAACAUACGGUCAUGAAUUCCACACACAACAGAGUUACCCAGGACCCCCACCUACAUUCCAAGUUUCGCCUUUUUAGCUUCAGUGGGAGCUGAGAUCUUAUGGGGGGGGGGGGGGGAGAAAUUCGCCCACCCCGUUCACUGGGCGUAGUUCUCGCGACCUUUCCACUGCGCGUGUUAAAAAUCGACAAAACCUUGACACCCUGUGACGUCAUCUGUCUCCUGAGCCAUCCUCAUGUGGCAGCAUAGAAUCGUAAGCCCCUGGUCUGUGCAACCUUGCAUUUGGGGCCUUGACUGUAUCGAAAACUUUGUCUUCUAAUGUAAGCCUGAGUUAUGUUCGUCAUUUUACUGGGAUCGCACGUUUAAGUUACAGAUGAUCAUUGCUGUGAUACAUCUGCGAAGUCGUCGUUCCUUAUAGUCUUUUGCAACUCUUUUAAACCAACUAACCUAUUGUCUUAACUGUUCCAACCUCGUGUGUUUGAAUAAUAUACGCAUUGACUGCA
Molecule: messenger RNA, 2581 nt
Organism: Amphibalanus amphitrite
Lineage: Eukaryota; Metazoa; Arthropoda; Thecostraca; Balanomorpha; Balanidae
Product: sodium bicarbonate transporter-like protein 11
Exons: 9
Coding region: 91-1317 (408 amino acids)
Biological process (GO): transmembrane transport; monoatomic ion homeostasis; monoatomic anion transport
Cellular component (GO): basolateral plasma membrane; plasma membrane
Molecular function (GO): solute:inorganic anion antiporter activity
Source: RefSeq, a predicted model, not a curated record